Molecule: messenger RNA, 13521 nt
Organism: Entelurus aequoreus (snake pipefish)
Lineage: Eukaryota; Metazoa; Chordata; Actinopteri; Syngnathiformes; Syngnathidae
Gene: lrp2b
Product: low density lipoprotein receptor-related protein 2b
Molecular function (GO): protein binding; calcium ion binding
Source: RefSeq, a predicted model, not a curated record
AUGAUGUACCAAAGCUGUAGAGGCGAUCAGUUCACGUGUUCGAGCGGCCGUUGUAUUCCCCAGCGCUGGGUGUGUGACCACUUCAAUGACUGCGGAGACUACAGUGAUGAAAAAGGCUGUGACAGUAACUCCCGAGAUUGUUACCCUGGCGAGUGGGGCUGCCCCGGUUCACCAGCUUGUAUACCAGUGGGGAAAGUUUGUGACGACAAACCGGACUGUCCUGGCGGGACUGAUGAGACCAACUCCACCGCUCAGCGCAACUGCAGCCUGGAACGCUGUUCGACCUUGAGCUGCGAGUAUCUAUGCCAUGUGUCUCCACAAGGGGGCACCUGCUACUGCCCGGAUGGUUUCAUCGUCGGCAACGACAGUCGCUCCUGUGUGGACUACAAUGACUGUCAAAUCUGGGGCAUAUGUGACCAGCUAUGCGAAGACCGGCCGGGGACGCACCGUUGCAGCUGUGCUGAUGGCUAUUUCCUGGAACAAGGUCACGUUUGCAAGGCCAACCUGUCAGGUGGAAUGCCACAGCUCAUUUUCACAGACGGAGGAGAGGUGAUGAUGGGUGACAUCCACGGCCGCUACGUCCGAACUCUGGUGCCAGCUCAAGGCAGAGGCUCUGCUGUCGGCGUGGCGUACCACAGGCACAGUGAGACCAUCUUCUGGAGUGACACGUACACCAAAAAGGUGUAUUCUGCCAACUAUAAUGGAGGUAACAUUAGGGAGGUUCUGACCACUGCAGUCCAGAACGUGCAGAACCUGGCCGUGGACUGGAUCAACUUCAAAUUGUACAUAUUGGAAGCCAUGGUGGAGCGCAUUGACGUGUGCGACUUUGAAGGAGGGAAUCGAGUCACGCUGGUCGCUGAGAACCUGCAGAGUCCUCAUGGCCUGGUCCUGGACCCCACAGUGGGUUACAUGUUCUUCACCGACAUGGGCGUUAGCAAUAAGAACAUGAAGCUGGAGCGGGCCUUUAUGGACGGCAGCAACCGUGUGGAGCUGGUAAAGACCAGGCUCGGCACGCCAACCGGAAUUAGCGUUGAUAUAAUCACAAAGAGGGUCUACUGGUCUGACAGCCAUUUUGACACCGUUGAAACUGUCACUUAUCAUGGUUUGGACAGAAAAGUGGUCCUCAAUGGUGGAACCCAGUCUCCACAUCCUUUCGGCAUAGCUGUAUUCGAGAACCACGUGUUCUUCACCGAUUGGACCAAGAUGGGGUUGGUGAGAGCCAACCGCUUCAACGGUAGCAACCCGGCGCUCCUCUUUCGUACCGCCAAGCGACCGGGCCAUGUGGUCGUCUCCCACUCAGCCCUGCAGCCUGUUGUGAUGAACCCCUGCGGACGGCACAACGGCGGCUGUCAGCACAUUUGCGUCCUGAGCCACCGCACAGACAAUGACGGUUUGGGAUACCGCUGCAAGUGUCGCCACGGUUACGACCUGGAAUCAGACUUUCACAGUUGCUUCAAGGUAAAGCACUACUUGCUGGUGGCCUCCACUGUAGCCCUGCGAGGGAUCCCGCUCACCGUGUCCCUCCAGGAAGACAUCACCCUUCCCCUCACAGGGCUCGCCUCGUCUUUUUCCGGCUCGGCUGUAGAGUUUGACGGGCAAGAUGAGGUUCUAUUCUACAACGACAGGUCGAGAGGCCUGAUCUAUAAGUCCAACCUCAAUGGCACCGUUCAACAGAUUUUGACAGGCUACAGGGUUGGCUCCAUCGAUGCCAUGGCGUACGAUUGGACUUCCAAAGUUUUGUUCUGGACCUCUAACACCUACAAGACAUUGGUGGCCUUCAGAAUCAUAGACAAGUCUAUGAGUGACAUCGUCAUGGGAUUAAGGAUCCCGAAGGGACUUGCAGUACAUCCCGGUGAUGGCUACCUAUUUUGGGCCGACAUAUAUCGCCCGGCCGUCAUCAUGAGGGGCUACACUGAUGGCAGCAAUGCAGUUCCACUGGUCAAUAAAACACUUGGGCAGCCGUAUGCGCUUUCUCUCGACUAUGUGCAGGAGCGCUUGUAUUGGGUCGACUCCCUCUUGGACCAAAUUGGACACGUUGACUUUCAAGGAAACAACAGGCAGACCUUCAGCAAUAUUGGACAGAUCACACAACCCUAUUCGCUGACUGUUUAUUCAGACUACCUGUAUGUGUCCGAUACACGUAGCAGAGCGAUAUUUGAGAUGAGGAAGAGGGAUGGAGGAGGAAACAAAAUGAUCAGACAAGGAAUCAAUGGAAUUCUGAAUGUCAAAGCCUACACAGCUGACCUCUACAGUAGUAUCAGUAGUCGCUGUGCGGUGGCAAAUGGGCGCUGCAGCCACUUCUGCUUCCCGACUCCGUCCUACAGCCGCGUGUGUGGCUGCCCGUACGGCAUGAAGCUACAGGUCAACCAGAUGGACUGCGUCAAGGACGACAGCGUUCCGCCGCCGGAUAACAAUUGCGGCGACUACGCCUUUGAGUGCGACGAGGGGCGAUGCAGGCCCAAUUCCUACCGCUGCGAUGGCUACUUGGACUGCGUGGAUAAGUCUGACGAGGCCAACUGCACAGACACAGGAGCGACCUGCUCUCCCAGCGCCUUCACCUGCAACAACAAGCACUGCAUCCUGUCCGGGUGGCGUUGUGACGGCAUCGACGACUGCGGCGAUGGUUCGGAUGAAGUCAACUGUCCCACUCGAGAGCCCACCACCUGUCCGGCAGACGCAUUCACCUGCGAUAACUACAGAUGCGUCUCCAAAGCGUGGCUGUGCGACGGCGACAACGACUGUGGCGACGGCUCGGAUGAGCACAACUGCAACUCCACCAUCACCACCUGCCCGCCUGCCUACUUCCUGUGCCCCGACCACCGUUGCAUAUUCAACUCCUACGUGUGCGAUGGCGACCAGGACUGCUUUGAUGGCUCGGAUGAGAAAGACUGCGAGAUUUCCUGCGCCUCCUAUGAGUUCGCCUGCGUCAGUGGCGACCAGUGUGUCAGCAAAAGUUACCGCUGCGACGGCGUGACUGACUGCAGGGACCACUCCGAUGAGCAAGACUGUCCCACUCGAGCGCCGGGCCUGUGCCACAAAGACGAGUUCCAGUGUCAAAUCGACGGCGUCUGCGUGCCGGACACUUGGGAGUGUGACGGCCACCCCGACUGCGAGGACGGUUCCGACGAGCACAUCUCCUGCCCUCCUGUGACCUGCGGUGCCAGCUACUUCCAGUGCCCCAACAAGAUUUGCAUCCCCAAAUACUGGCUGUGUGACGGCGAGAACGACUGCCGGGACAUGAGCGACGAACAGAACUGUCCUACGCCUCCGUUCAAAUGUCCCGACAGCCAGUGGAUGUGUCCCACUGACCAGGUGUGCAUCGAGGAAGACAAAGUGUGCGACGGCAAGAAGGACUGUCCCAACGGAGCUGACGAGUCACCCAUCUGCAAUGAGAACGACUGUAUACUACACAACGGCGGGUGCAGCCACAUCUGCAUUCAAGGACCAUAUGGGGCGGAGUGCCGCUGUUUCCCGGGUUUCCAGCUGCUCAACGACUCCAAGACCUGCGACGACAUCAAUGAAUGUCUCAUCCCGGGUUUCUGCAGCCAGAAGUGCUACAAUGAGAGAGGAAGCUUCCGCUGCUACUGCUCUGAUGGUUACCUCCUGGAACCUGAUGGACGCACCUGCAAAGUAACAGACCCUCUAGCAGCCGUACUUCUGUUGGCCAAGCGUAGCCAGGUCAUCGCCAACAGGAUCAACGCAAAACCCCCACAGAUCAGUCCAGUGGUGAGCGGUUCAAACAUCGUGUCCGUGGACUUUGACCGCGUGACUUCCAGGGUCUACUGGGCCGACGCCUCCCUGAAGAAGAUUUGGAGUGCUUACCAGAAUGGAACUGACAGAAAGGAAAUUUUUUCUAGUGGUCUGAUGGUGCCAGAGAGCAUCGCUGUGGACUGGGUGGGCCGGAACCUCUAUUGGACCGACUCUGUCAUGGAGAACAUCGAAGUGUCUACUCUGGACGGUCGCUUCCGCAAAGUGCUCCUCACCGAAAACGUCACAAGCCCCCGCGGCUUGGUUUUAGACCCCCGUAACCAUACCAACAUGAUGUUCUGGACGGAUUGGGGUCAGAACCCCAGGAUCGAGCGGGCCGAUAUGGAUGGGGUCAUGCGAAAAGUCAUUGUCAGUACAAAGAUAUACUGGCCCAACGGCUUGGCGCUGGACUACACCACACGCAGGGUGUACUUUGCAGAUGCCUACCUCAAAUACAUCGACUACUGCGAUUACGAAGGGAAAAACCGCUAUCAAGUCAUGGCGAGCGACAUGGUCCUCCAGCACCCACAUGGCAUGACCAUCUUUGAAGACAGCAUUUACUGGUCGGAGCGCUACACCAGCAAAGUGAUGAGAACGAACAAGUUCCAUGGUGGCAACGUCACCACAUUGUUAAAUAGCGUGUACCAGCCCAUGGGCAUCGUUAUGGACCAUCCUGUUAAACAACCUGCAGGCCUCAAUCCAUGCAGAGAACAUCUGUGCAGUCAGCUGUGCCUGCUGUCAGGCUUCAGGCCAAGAUACUACACCUGCCACUGUCAGUCUGGAUGGAAGCUGGAUACUGAUAAACACAAAUGUGUCAAAGAUGAAACUCCUUUCUUGAUGGUGGUGAGUGAUUCGGUGAUUUACGGCGUUCCUCUGGACCCCGCCGACUCCUCCAACAAUGCGAUGGCGCCCGUGUCAGGCAUCCGUCAGGGGCGGGACCUUGAAUUUGAUGACCGGGAGCAGUUUGUCUACUGGGUUGAGUUUUCGGGUUCUAUUUGGCGAAUUUAUACCAACGGCACCAACAGGUCUUUGUUUGCACCAGCUGCUUUUAUGGGCUCCCCAUCUGGUCUGGCGUUUGACUGGAUAAGCAGGAUAAUGUAUUAUACCAACCCCACGGCUAAAUCCAUAGAGGUCAUUCGCGUUGAUGGAAAACAGUACUAUCGAAAGACCAUCAUCACCUCCACAGGGAAACCAGAGGGAGUGGGAACACCAAUCGGAAUAGCCGUAGAUCCAGCAAGAGGGAAAUUGUUCUGGACGGAUGGAGGGUCCAUUAAUGGUGUUCCUCCGAAAGUGGCCAGCGCUGACAUGGAUGGGAGCAACAUUACAAUCCUUUACAAGGGCAACCUGGCUAACGUGGGCUACCUCGCUGCUGAUAUUUCCACCAGGAAACUCUACUGGGGAGUGUCAGGCUCAGGAGUGAUCGAGAGCGGCACCAUGGAUGGGGCGAGCCGAGUGACAGUUGUCAGUGGCCUGUCUUACCCGGUGGGGUUGACCAUCUACCAGAACUACCUCUAUUACGCCGACAAGGACUAUCAGGUCAUUGAGAGAGUGGACAAAGACACGGGUGCCAAUAUGGUGGUGAUAAGAAGCGGAAUGCCCCAACUGCGUGCUGUCAAGGUGCACGCCAGAGACAACUCUGCAGGGACCUCCAACGCCUGCAGCUCCAACAACGGUGGCUGCCCUCACCUCUGCCUGCCCAAACCCAACAACCAAAGGGUGUGCACCUGCACUACGGGCUUCUACCCGUCUCACGAUGGCUCCGAAUGCGAAGAGUUUGACUCAUUCGCCGUGGUCUCCACGCCCAGCUACAUCCGCGGCUUUCACAUAAAUAGCUCCGAUCACUCCGAAGCCAUGGUGCCCAUCGGUGGAUCUCCUUCUUACAUGAGGCAGAAUUUAGGCCUGCACGUGGAGUCUGGAUUUAUUUACUGGACUGAGAACGGCACCUCGUCCUCCUACAAAAGCAUCUCCAGGAGAAAAACAGAUGGAUCAUACUACCAAAGAAUUGUCUACUCAGGAGUUGGAAGAGGAGGAAUCCUUGGACUAGCAGUGGACUGGGUUUCCAACAACCUGUACUUCACCAACGCCUUCAAGAGCGAGACCUACCUUGAAGUGUUGGCCAUCAACACCACAUACCGAAUGAUCCUACUCAAGUCCGCUCAUGACAGGCCCACUGACCUGGCUGUCAACCCCAAACAGCGCUACAUUUUCUGGACCGAUGCUGGCCAAACUCCCAAGAUAGAGCGAGCCUUUCUGGACGGCACCAACCGCACGGUGCUGGCAUCCGAGAGCCUGGCGUCACCUCGCGGCCUCACCGUUGAUCACACCAAUGACUUCCUCUAUUGGACAGAUGACGUUCUGGACAUGAUCUCGUGUAUGGCUGCAGACGGCUCACAGAGGCAGAUAGUCCGCUACGGGAGUCGUUAUCCCUCGCCCAUGGGGGUUGCUAUACUUGGAAACUACAUGCUGUGGGUGGAUAAAAGGCUAGCGAAGCUCUUCCAGGCCAAUAAAGAUCCAGCCAACACUAACCAGACAGAGGUAAUCCGAGACACCCUCGAAGGCGUGUGGGACGUGGCCAUCUUUGAUCCUCAUGUGCAGCCUACAGCGGCUCACCAGGUGGGCUUCAACCCAUGUCAGGAAGACAACGGCCGAUGCCAGCAAAUCUGCUUUGCUAUACCGGAGCAGGACCACCCUAAAUGCGCCUGCGCUCAUGGGUCGCUCCUCAAUAACGGAGUAACAUGCGGCUAUGGACAAGAUGAUUUCCUAGUUUUCACCACCGGCUACACUCUGAACAGUUUGAGGCUGGACCCUCAGGAUCACAGCACUCCUUUCCCGCCUUUGAACCUGGGUUACAACUUGAUGGCGCUGGAUUUCGAUUACAAGGACAGGCGUAUUUUCUUCACCCAGUACAUGGGGAUAGGCAGGAGCAAGAUCGGCUACAUCACCACCACAUCCAUCAGUAGCUCACCGACCAUCAUAGCUUCAAAUCUGGAUGACCCCGAGGGCUUGGCGUAUGACUGGGUCAACAAACGCCUCUACUUCACCGACUACUACCGCAAGAACAUCCAGUCUAUAGGAAUGGACGGGUUGAACCGCACCGUCAUUGCCCAUGCAAACCGUCCCAGAGGCAUCAUAGUCGACCCCUGCUAUGGUUACCUCUACUGGACUGACUGGGGCAGGCCUGCCAAGAUUGAAAGAGCCACACUGGGUGGAAACUUCCGGAUUCCCAUCAUUAACACCAGCUUGUCCACACCUAAUGGCCUCGCUAUCGACUUUGAGGAGAGGAUGUUGUACUGGGCUGAUGCUUCACAAGACAAAAUUGAGCGCUCCACCCUGACGGGAGCAAACCGGCAGGUGAUUGUGCAAGGUGUCCAGUACCCCUUUGCCAUGACGGUUUUUAAGCAGGACAUCUUCUGGACCGACUGGACGGAAAGAGCCGUCUUCAGAGCGGGGAAAGAUGACGGCUCUGGCAUCACCGUGUUGACCCAGGAGCUUCAGUAUCAACCUAAUGAUAUUCACGUCUAUGCUGGGUCCAAGCAGGAGAGCUGCUCCAGCCCCUGCAUGCAGUUCAACGGAGGCUGUAGCCACGUCUGUGUACCUGGUCCGACCGGACCCGAAUGCCAGUGUCCCCACGUCGGCAAAUGGUACUUGGCAAAUAACGGCAAAGACUGUGUCAAAGACGACGGCAAGCGCUGCCAGCCCAAUCAGUUCACGUGUCUCAGCGGAAAAUGCAUCCCAGCUGGCUGGACAUGUGACGGCUUCGACGACUGCAAGGACAACACAGACGAGCUGGAGAGAGUGUGCGGUGAGGGGACUUUGCAUCAACCUCUAACAGCACAACUUUUUGAGGGUGAACUUGGAAUCUCCUCCGCAGCCUUCCACACCUGCUCUGGUGUGCAAUUCACCUGUGACAACGGCCGCUGUGUGCCGCUCAACUAUGCCUGCGACUACGUGGACGACUGCGGCGACAACAGCGAUGAGCACGGAUGCCCCUUCCCCACCUGUAACCCCGACACCGAGUUCACUUGCGGCAACGGACGCUGCAUCAGCGCGUCUUUUCUCUGCGACGGCUACAACGACUGCCGCGACAACGCCACCUCGGAUGAAAUUAACUGCCCUGACAGGGUCUGUCCCUCGGGCCAGGUCAAAUGUGACAACACCAACAUCUGCAUCUACCCUAACAAGCUGUGCGACGGCUACAACAACUGUGGCGACAACAGCGACGAGAACCCUCUCUUCUGCGUGGGUCGUACGUGCCCUCCGAGCGAGUUCCAGUGUGACGUUGGCAAGUGCAUCCCCACCUCUUGGGUGUGUGACUUCUACAAGGACUGCAGCGAUGGGACUGAUGAACCUUCCACAUGCGAGCAUAUAGUGAAAACUUGCAGCGCCAGCCAGUUCACGUGUACCAACGGGAACUGCAUCCCUCAGUCCAUGCUCUGUGACGGCAACAACGACUGCUGGGACAGCAGUGACGAGGCUCCUGAGCUGCAGUGUGGUCAGCGUACAUGCAGCUCUAACCAAUUUACCUGCCCUACCUGGUCCCCGGGUCACCCACGCUGCGUGCCCUUAAACUUUGUGUGUGACGGCGACAAAGACUGCGUCGAUGCGGCCGAUGAGCUUCAAAACUGCCCCAAUCGGACCUGCCACAUGAACGAGUUCGCCUGCAAAAAUGGCCUAUGCAUUUACCUCCCCUUCCAUUGCGACCGCGUGAAUGACUGCGGAGACGGCAGCGACGAGCUGGGCUGUACUUACGACACAUGCAGCAGCUACCAGUUCACCUGCGGCAACGGGGCCUGCAUCUACUCGGCUUACACCUGCGACGGCACUAACGACUGCCUGGACGGUUCCGACGAAGCGGACAGCUUGUGCGUCACGGCGCAACCCACGUGCCCGCCUAAUCAGUACUUGUGCAAGUCGGGCGAGUGCAUCGACGCAAAGAACGUGUGCAACAGUGUGAAGGACUGCCAGGACAACAGUGACGAAAAAGGCUGCGGCAUCAAUGAAUGCCGCAACCCAUCAGUCCACCAGUGUGCCCAGCUGUGCACGGACACGCUCACAGGCUACUUCUGCUCCUGUAACCCUGGCUACCAGCUCAUGCCCGACGGCAAAGCCUGCGAGGACAUCAACGAGUGCCUCAGCACGCCGGCCGUCUGCAGCCAGCUCUGCGACAACACCGCAGGCUCCUAUCACUGCAGAUGUGCCCCAGGAUACCUGCGGGAACCCGACGGGCGCACCUGUCGGCAGAACAGCGGCGUCGACCCUUACCUGUUGUACACCAAUCGCUACUACAUCCGCAACCUGACCACCGACGGAUCCCAGUUGAGAAUAGUCCUGCAGGGCCUCUCCAACGUGGUGGCUCUGGAUUAUGAUUAUUCCGAAAAGAGGCUUUAUUGGCUCGAUGCCGGAGUGGGAAAGAUUGAGAGGAUGCGUUUUGACGGGAGCAACAGGGAGGUGCUGGUGGAUAACGGCAUUCUCGGAGCAGAGGGUCUGGCGAUUGAUUGGGUUGGAAGGAAGUUGUACUGGGUGGACAGUUACUAUGGCUCUGUGCAUGUGAUGGAGCUGGAUGGGCGCUACAUGAAGAAGCUGCUGACCGGCCACUUCACAAAUGGAAACAACACUUACACCAUCACCCGGCCUCGCGCUGUGGCUGUGAACCCCAAAUAUGGAUGGCUGUACUGGACCGACUGGGCUGACACUCCAUAUAUCGGCAGGGCAGGCAUGGACGGAAGCAAUGUUAUCGCCAUUAUAACAGCCAAGCUGGAGUGGCCCAGCGCUCUGACUAUAGACUACACCACCAAUAAGAUCUUCUUUGCCGAUUCCCACCUCAACUUCCUAGACUUUGCAGACAUGGAUGGCAAAAACCGACACAGAGCCAUUGCUGGCUCACUGCCGCAUGUCUUUGCAGUGUCCCUCUUUGAGGACUGGGUCUACUGGACAGAUUGGAACACACACGAUGUGGAAAAGGCUCACAAAUACACCGGCGAAGGGCGCAUGAUCAUGGGCAACAACACACACCGACCUUAUGACCUUCAUGUGGUCCACCCCUACAGGCAACCACCAAGUGAGAACCCGUGCUCAUCCCACACCAUGAUCUGCAGCCAUCUGUGUCUGAUUGCGGCGGGUGGGCAAAGUGCCACGUGCGAAUGCCCGGAUCACUUUAUCGGCAUUUCUAUUGGUUUCAAGAUCCAAUGUGUUGCCGACUGCUCCAGCACUCAGUUCCGCUGCGGGGACAACGAGAGGUGUAUUCCUAUAUGGUGGAAGUGUGACGGCCAAUCAGAUUGCGGAGAUGGCUCGGAUGAACCUCAGACCUGCCCGCCCCGUUAUUGUCCCGUUGGCCGCUUCCAAUGUAAAGACGGAAACUGCACCUAUCCUGGCUUCAUCUGUGACGCCCAUCCAGACUGUCCCGAUGGUUCCGAUGAGGACGCCGCCCUCUGCAGUGACCAUCGGUGCGACGACAAUCAGUUCCAGUGCAAGAACAAGUUGUGCAUCCCCAUGUCGUGGCACUGCGACGGCUUCACUGACUGCUCCGACGGCAGCGACGAGGAGGCGGACACUUGCGCCCAGAGGACCUGCCGACCUGGUCACUUCCAGUGCGCCAAUGGCAACUGUCUGCCGCCCAACUACGUGUGCGACGCGCAGGACGACUGCGGUGACGGCUCCGACGAGCCUUACGAGACCUGCAUGGGCCCCGACUACAAGUGCGACGAAACCGAGUUCUCCUGCAAAACGAACUACCGCUGCAUUCCUCAGUGGGCCCGCUGCGACGGCACCAACGACUGUAUCGACAACAGCGACGAGCAAGGCUGCGAGGAGGUGACCUGCGACCCUCUGGGCGAUUUCCGCUGCGACAACCACCGCUGCGUCCCCAUACGCUGGAAGUGUGACGGCCGCAACGACUGCGGUGACGGCUCAGACGAGCGAGACUGUCAGCCAAGGCCUUGCUCGGAGAGCGAGUUUAAAUGCGACAACGCUCAGUGCGUCCCCGGGAAGUGGGUGUGCGACCAUGACAACGACUGCGGGGACAACUCAGAUGAGAGAGACUGCGAGUUGCAGACGUGCCAUCCGGGCUCGUUCCAGUGCGACUCGGGUCAUUGCAUCCCGUCUGUGCUGCAGUGCGACGGCCGCCCUGACUGCGAGGAUCUAACAGACGAGACCAGCUGUCCCACUCGUUACCCAGGAGGCCGUUGGUGCCCACUGGGGCAGUUUGAGUGCGCCAACCAUCUGUGUCUGUCCCCGAGCUGGGUAUGUGACGGCACUGACGACUGCGGCGACCGCUCCGAUGAACAGCUAGCUUUAUGCCUGAACAUUACCUGUGAGAUGCCGUCUAGAUUCCGCUGUGCCAACGGCUACUGCAUCUUCUCUGGCCUGCUGUGCAACCAAAAUGAUGACUGUGGCGACGGGAGUGACGAGAAGGAGGAGCUAUGUCGCCCACCUACCCUGCCUCCCUGCACACUGGACCAGUUUAAAUGCACCAAUGGACACUGUGUGCCUCUGCCUUAUGUGUGCGACCACAACGACAACUGCGGGGAUCGCACUGACGAGUUGGGCUGCAAUUUCGGCCAAGAUCGCAAUUGCGAGGAAAAGGUUUGCCAACAGAAUUGUAUCAACUUGAACGGCACCGGAUUCAUCUGCUCCUGCCGGCCCGGAUACAUGGUGGACCUGGACAACACUUACACUUGUCUCGAUGUCAAUGAGUGCGAGGUGUUUGGCACCUGCCCUCAGCUCUGUAAGAACACUAAGGGCAGCUACGACUGCGAGUGCGCUCCCGGCUACCGCAAAGUCGGCAACGGCGACUUGUGCGAGGCAGAAGGCCCCGCUCCCUUGCUGCUUCUACCCGAGAAAAUUCGUAUCCGGAGGUUCAACCUUCAGACGCAGGCCUACCACGACUUCAUACAGGAAUCUGAGCGCAUCGAGGCGCUGGACUACGACUGGGAUCACAACAACACCGGAUUCAGUAUGGUCUACUUCACUGUGGCCAGCGAGGGCUCUGUCUGGGGCGCCAUUAAGAGAGCUUAUAUACCUUCCCUGGAUGACGGCAACAACAACAUCGGCGCAGCUGUUGACCUCGGGAUUAAGUACAUCACCAGACCGAACGGCAUUGCUGUGGACUGGGUGGGCAGGAACCUGUAUUGGGCUGACUCCAUAGUGAGGAGGCUAGAGGUGGCCAUGUUGGAUGGACGCUACAGGAAGCACUUGGUCAAGACUGAACUGGGCCAGCCGGCUGCUGUGGCGGUGAACCCUCGACUGGGGAUGUUGUACUGGACCGACCGAGGGGAAGUACCCAAGAUUGAAUGUUCCUGGCUGGAUGGUCAAGAAAGGAAGGUCUUAGUGGGGGGAAACCUGGGUUGGCCCACCGGUCUCUCCAUUGACUUCACCAAUAACGACAGAAUCUACUGGUCAGACUACAAGGAGAGCCGCAUCGAGUCGGUUCUGCCCUCCGGAGAGGACCGCAGAACUGCAGUCUACAUAGACGCGAGGAACCCCUUCAGCGUGAGCGUGUUCGAGGACCAUGUUUACUGGAGCACAAGUAAGACCGGCGAGGUGUUCCGGCAGGACAAGUUUGGCACUGGGACCAAGACCAAACUGCUGACUGUUGGACCGUGGUUGACCCAGGUGUCUGUGUACCAGCAGCAGAGAUACAACUCCAUCAACAUGAAGAAUCCAUGCAAAGGAACGUGUAGCCACUUAUGUCUACUGCGUCCAGGGGGCUACUCCUGCGCCUGCCCCGAGGGCACCGAAUUUGUCCCUGGAAGUAACACGCAAUGCGACGCAGGAUUGGAACCACCACCCACCAUGCCACCACCCUGUCAGUGUCAAAAUGGCGGCACUUGCUACUUUGAUGACAACCAGGCACUCUGCAAGUGUCCUCCAGAAUGGCAAGGAGAUUACUGCCAAACGAACAUAUACGACGUGGUGGCAUCAUCAAUCGGCAUCGCCAUUGGAGUGACGGUGGUCAUCUUGUUUCUGCUGGUCACUCUUGUUUAUGCUGCGAGGAAGAAGUCCAACCUGAUGGAGGUAGUAAGGGACACCUUUCCCUCCAUGCCCUCCAUGCCCUCCAUGCCCUCCAUGCCCUCCAUGCCUUCCAUGCCCAGCCUCUUCAGAAAACGUCCGUCCCCAGAUUUGUCAAGAAUAGAAGACCCGGACACAAGGCUGAAUGGAGAUGCGGUUCCAUGCUUAUCCUUGGUGGAGACGGAGCAGAAGAGUUUUGAUAAUCCAUUCUACAAGGCUGAAAAACAAGCUGGAAGUAGGAGCGUGCCGACCGCUGCUGCACCCAACGGAAACACCAAGAAGAGUGUCACCAAUCCACUGUAUAUGGAGGAGGAGCCCACAACAAUGAGCAAUCCUGCCAACAAGGAGGCCUUUGAGAACCCGGCGUACAGCUCAGACACUGAAGAUGCUGACGUCCCUUCACAACCCUCUAGUGCGCAGGGAUUUGAACCCAUCGGGGAUGAUGGUUUUGUGUCUUUCAAAAACCCUGCGUACACGACGCCCUCUGAUUCCGACAUCUAACAUGACGUCACCAUGCUUGUUUCCACCUCUUUAUUUAUGAAUGAUAGCAAAUGUGUUAAAUAAGUCACGUAUGAUUGCACUGUAAUUCAUUGUAAGAAACCUAUUUUAUUGUGAAUUAGCUUUGUGUAAACCUUGAUUCAACAUUAUUCAAUGCUUGUAAUUGUUUUUUUAAAAGCUGUAAACGUUUCUGAAUGGUUCAUCUGUGAUUGAACAAAACAUGGGGUUUGUGUGUCAAUAACAGUUCUUUGCUCUGGACCCUGGGCCAGG